This is a messenger RNA of Rhizophagus irregularis DAOM 181602=DAOM 197198, 406 nucleotides long. RefSeq lists its product as uncharacterized. Lineage: Eukaryota; Fungi; Glomeromycota; Glomeromycetes; Glomerales; Glomeraceae. Gene Ontology annotation, biological process: protein phosphorylation. Gene Ontology annotation, molecular function: protein serine/threonine kinase activity; ATP binding. The record is from RefSeq and is a predicted model, not a curated record.
UCUGAUAAUAUCAAUAAGCAAGAUACCGAGAAUAAAAAUGAAUGGAUUAAUUGGAUUGAAGAAGCUAUUGAUAAAGAACAUAUAAAAUAUUAUGAAUAUAAAGAAUUUAGUAACUUUCAAGAAAUUGGUGCAGGAAGUUUUGGAAAAGUGUACCGUACAAAUUGGAAAAAUUUAGAGAAAUAUUUUGCAUUAAAGUCCUUUUUUAGUCUUAACAAUGUUACCGUGAAAAAAAUUGUUCAUGAGUUAAAAAUUCAACGUAAAAUAGAUUAUCAUGAUAAUAUUAUUUGUUGCCAUGGAAUAACAAAAUUUGAAUUAAUAGAAUCUCAUAUUAAUAAUAAUUAUAUGUUAGUAAUGGAAUAUGCUAACAGUGGUAACCUUCGAAGCUAUUUGGAAAAAAACUUUGGUA